CUGAAACUCAGGAAAAUGAAAAACUUUGUCCUUAAAUUGGGGAAAUAUUCCACUACAGUGACCGUUAAAGCUCCACACAAGAUUACAGAGACCGCUGCACCGUGUUCCCCCACAGGAUGGUCUGAUCGCCCGCGGCUGCCGUCGCAGAUUGAUGACGUACACAUCAUGGCGUCCAGCUCGAGGAAAAGGGAUGGCCGGACCUUUGCGAAGAAAGUUCAUCCCGGCCCGGGGCUCAGAGGCCGGCAGAGAUCACAACAAAAGCAGCGGUGGAUAGCGAAUCACUUCAAGAAAGGUUGGGGCAGUGUUAGAGAAGGGCAAGGUUUUGCUUUCCAACAGAAGGAGAAGAUCAAACAUGAGUAUAAGAAAAUAUUGAGAAAAGAAAGGAAAGCACAGCAUUCCAAAGAAAUACAGUUUAAUGAGAAUUACCCAGAUCAUUUGCGACACCUGUAUCUGGCUGAAGAAGAGCUGCUUAAGAAACAGUCAGAGAAAGCCAAAAAGAACAAAACUGCCUCGAUAGAUCAACCAACUUUGCAAACAGAGGAGAAAAAAAAGAAAAAGAGAAAGUCAUCAUAUCAAAAGAUCAAAGAGGAAUUUGAAAAACGGCAGGCAGAAAAAUUAAAACAGAAAGAGGCAGCUGAGAAACGUCAACAAGAAAAGGAAGAGGCGCAGAGAAAAUACAAAGAAGAUAAAUUAGAAAAGUACAGAAUACUUAGCAAAAAAACAAGAAAAGGACAGCCAAACCUAAACCUACAGAUGGAAUACCUGCUUAAAAAGAUACAAGAGAAUUGGGGCACAAAAUAAAAUCACAUACUUUUGA
This is a messenger RNA of Stegostoma tigrinum, 817 nucleotides long. It is a transcript of the gene ccdc59, whose product is annotated as coiled-coil domain containing 59. Gene Ontology annotation, cellular component: nucleus. Bases 16 to 801 code for a protein of 261 amino acids. NCBI's taxonomy places the organism in Eukaryota, Metazoa, Chordata, Chondrichthyes, Orectolobiformes, Stegostomatidae. The record is from RefSeq and is a predicted model, not a curated record. The transcript is spliced from 4 exons.